AUGCUGCGUUGCUUAGUCCAACGAGCCAGCCAUCUCCCCAACUUGGAGAAGGGGGACAAACAAAGCGACCCGGUGGCCAGCCUGACUUUCCGAGGUGUGAAGAAGAGAACUAAAGUCAUCAAGAACAACGUGAACCCCGUAUGGAACGAGGGCUUCGAGUGGGACCUGAAGGGAGCUCCCCUGGACCCGGGUGCUGAGCUCACCGUCGUCGUGAAAGACCAUGAAACCGUGGGGAGAAACAGGUUUUUGGGAGAAGCCCGAGUGCCCCUGCGAGAUGUCCUGUCCUCCCCCAGCCUGGCGGCCUCCUACAACCUCCCCUUGCUGGACACCAAGAAGCAGAGCACCGGGGCUUUCCUCAUCCUGCAAGUGUCCUACAUCCCCCCACCGGGAGCUGCCCCCUUGUUUCCCCCUCCGGCCCCCCCUGAGCCAGCACCGGCUGCUGCUGAGCCUGACACGGUCACUGAGACGGCUGGAGAGGAGGAGACGGAGGAUCAGGCGGCAACGGGGGAUGAGACGGAGCCCUCCUCCUCCUCGGGGCCACCGGGAUCCGAGCCCCCCUCGCUGCCCCACAAGCCCCCCAUGCACCACGUCCAGGGGUUGAAGAGGAGGAGGAGCUCUCCCAAAAAGCCUCUCUCCAACAAGCCGCAGGACUUCCAGAUCAGGGUGAGGGUCAUCGAGGGCCGGCAGCUCCCUGGGGUCAACAUCAGACCCGUGGUGAAGGUGACGGCCGCCGGGCAGACCAAGAGGACGAGGAUACGCAAAGGCAACAGCCCCUUCUUUGAUGAGACCUUCUUCUUCAACAUCUUCGAGUCACCGGCCGAGCUGUUCGACGCACCCAUCUUUAUCACGGUUGUGGACUCUCGGUCUUUCCGGACAGACUCUGUGAUCGGGGAGUUUCGAAUGGACGUCGAGACCAUUUACUCCGAGCCAAAACACGCGUUCCUCAGAAAAUGGCUGUUGCUCUCUGACCCAGAGGACUUCUCCGCGGGGGCCAAGGGCUAUCUGAAAGUCAGCCUGUUCGUGCUGGGGCCUGGAGAUGAAGCUCCUCUGGAGAAGAAGGAGGUCUCGGAAGACAAGGAAGACAUCGAGGGCAACCUCCUGCGCCCCACUGGGGUCACCUUGAGAGGGGCUCACUUCUGCCUGAAAAUCUUCAAAGCCGAAGACUUGCCCCAGAUGGAUGAUGCCGUCAUGGACAACGUCAGGCAGAUUUUUGGCUUCGAGAGCAACAAGAAGAACCUUGUUGAUCCCUUCGUGGAAGUCAGCUUUGCGGGCAAGACGCUCUACUCGAGGAUCCUGGAGAAGAACGCCAACCCGCAGUGGAACCAGCGCCUGACGCUGCCGGUGAUGUUCCCUUCCAUGUGUGAGAAGAUGAGGAUCCGGGUGACUGACUGGGACCGUCUGACGCACAAUGAUAUUGUCGGCACCACCUACCUCUGCAUGUCGAAGAUCUCGGCCCCCGGCGGGGAGCUGGAGGGGAAGAGCCCCGCGGGACGUGUCCCCGAGGUGCCUUCGGGACUCUCUAACGGCUCUUUUCCCCUGCGGUCCCCAGUGGACGAUGGGCUCGGGUUCCUGCCGACCUUCGGUCCCUGCUAUAUCAACCUCUACGGCAGCCCCCGGGAGUUCACCGGCUUCCCCGACCCUUACGAGGCGCUCAAUUUAGGAAAGGGCGAGGGAGUCGCGUAUCGCGGCAGGAUACUGGUGGAGCUGGAGACCAAACUGGUGGAGCACGUGGAACAGAAGGUGGAGGACAUUUCCGCGGAUGACAUCCUGCGGGUGGAGAAGUACCUGCGCCGUCGCAAGUACUCCCUCUUCGCUGCCUUCUACUCGGCCACCAUGCUCCAAGACGUGGACGAUGCCAUCCAGUUUGAGGUCAGCAUUGGCAACUACGGCAACAAAUUCGACAACACCUGCCUGCCCUUGGCCUCCACCACGCAGUACAGCCGCGCCGUGUUUGAUGGCUGUCAGUAUUACUACCUGCCCUGGGGCAACGUGAAACCCGUGGUGGUGUUGUCAUCCUACUGGGAAGAUAUCAGCUAUCGGACUGAUGCCCAAAACCUCCUCCACCACGCAGCAGACAGGCUGGAAGCAAACCUGGAGAAGGUCCACCUUGCUCUCAAGGCCAACCGGUCACCGAGUGAGCUGGACGCCCUGGGUGCCCAGCUGAUGGAUGACAUCAUCGCCGACUGCAGCCUGACCCUGCCCGAUGUCUUGGGGAAGCCGGCCAGCACCCACCUGGACCAGAACAUGUACCGGUUUCGCAGCACCAACCUGGAGCAGAUAGUGAAGGCAGCCCUGAAGCUCAAGCACGAGGAUUCGAGCCUGUCGGCAGCCCUGGAGCAGGCAGAGGACUGGCUCUCCAGGCUGAAGGCCAUGGCAGAGGAGCCCCAAAACAGCCUGCCCGAUAUAGUGAUCUGGAUGCUGCAGGGAGACAAACGCGUUGCGUAUGCCCGCGUGCCAGCCCACGAGGUCCUCUUCUCCAGGAGCAUCUCCAGCUGCUGCGGCAAGAACUGCGGGAAGCUGCAGACCAUCUUCCUGAAGUACCCCCAGGAGGAGGCGAUGGGUCCCAGGAUCCCAGCCCAGAUCCGGGUCCAGCUCUGGUUCGGGCUGUCGGUGGAUGAGAAGGAGUUCAACCAGUACGCCGAGGGGAAGCUCUCUGUCUUUGCUGAAACCUAUGAGAACCAGACGAAGCUGGCGCUGGUGGGGAACUGGGGCACAACUGGCCUGACCUACCCCAAAUACUCAGAUGUCACUGGCAAGAUCAAGCUGCCCAAGGACAGCUUCCGCCCCUCCACGGGCUGGACCUGGGCUGGGGACUGGUUCAUCUGCCCGGAGAAGACGUUGCUGCACGAUGUGGACGCCGGGCAUUUGAGCUUCGUGGAAGAGGUGUUCGAGAACCAGGUCCGGCUGCCGGGAGGCCAGUGGAUCCACAUGACCGAUGCCUACACUGACGUGAACGGGGAGAAGGUCCUGCAUAAGGAUGAGAUUGAGUGUCCUCCGGGCUGGAAAUGGGAAGACGUGGAGUGGGACACGGACCUCAACAGAGCUGUGGAUGAGAAAGGCUGGGAGUAUGGCAUCACCAUCCCGCCGGACCGCAAGCCUAAGGCCUGGGUGCCGGCCGAGAAGAUGUAUCACACCAACCGGCGACGGCGCUGGGUACGGCUUCGCCGGAGGGACCUCGCGCAGAUGGAAGCCGUGAGAAAGCACAAGCAGGAGGAGCUGGACGGGGAGGGUUGGGAGUACGCCUCGCUUUUCGGCUGGCGCUUCCACCUGAAGUAUCGCCGGACCGACACCUUCCGCCGCCGCCGCUGGAGGCGCAGGAUGGAGCCCCUGGAGCGCACCGGGGCCGCCGCCGUCUUCGCCUUGGAGGGGGCCCUGGGGGGAGUGACAGACGACAAGAGCGAUGAUGGCAAAUCCAUCUCCACCCUCAGUUUUGGCGUCAACAGACCCACCAUUUCGUGCAUAUUUGACUAUGGGAACAGAUACCACCUCCGCUGCUACAUGUACCAAGCACGGGAUCUGAUUGCAAUGGACAAGGACAGCUUUUCAGAUCCUUAUGCCAUUGUCUCCUUCCUCCAUCAAAGUCAGAAGACGGUGGUGAUCAAGAACACCUUGAACCCCACCUGGGACCAGACACUCAUCUUCUACGAGAUAGAGAUCUUUGGGGAUCCCCAGAACGUAUCUGACUCCCCUCCCAACAUCGUGGUGGAAAUAUAUGACCACGACACCUACGGUGCAGAUGAGUUCAUGGGGCGCUGCAUUUGCAAGCCCAGCCUGGUGCACUCGCCGCGGCUCUCCUGGCACCCGGUCAUCAAGGCGAACAGAAAUGUCGGGGAGCUGCUGGCUGCCUUCGAGCUGAUUCAGAGGGAGAAGCCGGCUGUCCAUCACAUCCCUGGCUUCGAGGUAAUUGAGCUGUCCUCCAGCCUGGAUGAGUCCGCGGACGCUGACCUGCCGUACCCCCCGCCCCAGCGGGAGCCCAACAUUUACAUGGUCCCUCAAGGAAUCAAACCGGUCCUGCAGCGCACGGCCAUCGAGAUCCUGGCCUGGGGGCUGAGGAACCUCAAGAGCUACCAACUGGCCAGUGUCACCUCGCCCAGCCUGCUGGUGGAGUGCGGAGGCCAGCUCGUGCAGUCCUGCGUCAUCAAGAAUGUGAAGAAGAACCCCAACUUUGACGUCUGUGUGCUCUUCAUGGAAGUGCGUUUACCCAAGGAGAGCCUGUACAGCCCCCCCAUCAUCGUCAAAAUCAUUGACAACAGGCCGUUUGGCCGAAGGCCCGUGGUGGGCCAGUGCACCAUCCGCUCACUGGAGGACUUCUACUGUGACCCCUACCGAGAGGAGAUGGAUGGUCCCCAGGAGCACUCGGAUGAUGUGAGCCUCACACCCAGGGAUGAUGUCCUAAUUGACAUCGAUGACAAAGAGCCUCUUAUUCCUGUCCAGCUUGCAGAGGGUCUGACCAGCUCAGCAUUAAUUAACAUACCAGCUUCUUGGGUCCAGCCUCAUGAGGAAGAAUUCAUUGACUGGUGGAGCAAAUUCUAUGCUUCCACAGGAGAGAGGGAAAAAUGUGGCUGCUAUUUAGAGAAGGGCUUUGACACCCUGAAGGUCUACGAGACGGAGCUGGAGAAUGUGGAGGACUUUGAGCAUCUCUCUGACUUCUGCCACACCUUCAAGCUGUAUCGUGGCCGGUCACAGGACUCGAAUGAUGACCCCUCGGUUGUGGGGGAGUUCAAGGGUUCGUUCAAAAUUUACCCUCUCCCCGAUGACCCGCGAGUCCCAGUGCCACCUCGGCAGUUCCACCAGCUGCCGGCCAGAGGACCCCAGGAGUGUCUUGUCAGGGUCUAUGUCAUCCGAGCCUUCGACCUCCAGCCCAAGGACACCAAUGGAAAGUGUGAUCCCUAUGUGAAGAUUUCCGUGGGAAAGAAAUCCAUUAAUGACCAAGAAAAUUACCUUCCCUGUACUCUGGAGCCUGUCUUUGGAAAGAUGUUCGAGCUGAGCUGCACGCUGCCCCUGGAGAAGGACUUGAAGAUCACGCUCUACGACUACGACCUCCUGUCGAAGGAUGAGAAGAUUGGGGAGACCGUCAUAGACCUGGAGAACCGGUUCCUGUCAAAAUACGGGGCGCGCUGUGGCCUCCCCCAAACCUACUGCAUCUCUGGACCCAACCAGUGGCGAGACCAACUCCGUCCUUCCCAGCUGCUUCACCUCUUCUCCCUGCAGCACAACUACAAGGCUCCCACCUACAAGUCCGACAGGGUCAUCUUCAGGGAGCAAGAGUACAUCCUCUCUGAACUGGAGGACGGCAAACCCCUCAACCCCCACCUGGGUCCAGCGGAGGAGCGUCUUGCCCUGUACGCCCUGAGGAAGCAAGGGCUGGUGCCGGAGCACGUGGAGACCAGACGUCUGUACAGCCCUCUCCAGCCAGAAAUCGAGCAGGGAAAGCUGCAGAUGUGGGUGGACCUGUUUCCAAAAUCUCUGGGUCAGCCUGGCCCCCCUUUCAACAUCACGCCACGCAAAGCCAAGAGGUUCUUCUUGCGCUGCAUCAUCUGGAACACCAAGGACGUCAUCCUCGAUGACCUCAGCAUCACAGGGGAGAAGAUGAGUGACAUCUACGUCAAAGGCUGGCUGGUUGGCCACGAGGAGAACAAGCAGAAGACAGAUGUGCACUACAGGUCUAUGGGAGGAGAGGGCAACUUCAACUGGAGAUUCGUCUUCCCCUUUGACUAUCUCCCUGCUGAGCAAAUGUGUUACAUCGCAAAAAAGGAGCACUUCUGGAGCUUGGACAAGACAGAAAACAAGAUUCCACCACAGCUUAUCUUCCAGAUCUGGGACAAUGACAAGUUCUCUUUUGAUGACUACCUGGGCUCCAUUCAGAUGGAUCUCAACAGGAUGCCCAAACCUGCCAAGACUGCUGAGAAGUGCUCCUUAGAGCUAGUAGAUGAGACCUUGUCUUCAGGUCGCUUUGUGUCACUCUUUGAGCAGAAAACUGUCAAGGGAUGGUGGCCCUGUGUCGCUGAGCAGGAUCAAAAGAAGAUCUUGGCGGGCAAAUUGGAAAUGACCUUGGAAAUUGUGGCAGAACAAGAGCAUGAAGAGCGGCCAGCUGGCGUGGGUCGGGAUGAGCCAAAUAUGAACCCCAAGCUGGAGGACCCCAAGCGCCCGGAGACCUCCUUCCUAUGGUUCACCUCCCCAUACAAGACCCUGAAGUACAUCCUGUGGCGGCGGUACAAGUGGGUGGUUAUCCUGGCCAUCGUGCUCUUCGUUUUGCUGCUCUUCCUGGGAAUCUUCAUCUACGCCUUCCCGAACUAUGCUGCUAUGAAACUGGUGAAACCUUUCAACUGA
Messenger RNA from Haliaeetus leucocephalus (bald eagle), 6330 nucleotides. It is a transcript of the gene DYSF, whose product is annotated as dysferlin. The coding region runs from base 1 to 6330 and encodes 2109 amino acids. The record is from RefSeq and is a predicted model, not a curated record. Gene Ontology annotation, biological process: macrophage activation involved in immune response; plasma membrane repair; negative regulation of phagocytosis. NCBI's taxonomy places the organism in Eukaryota, Metazoa, Chordata, Aves, Accipitriformes, Accipitridae. Gene Ontology annotation, molecular function: calcium ion binding; calcium-dependent phospholipid binding. The transcript is spliced from 55 exons. Gene Ontology annotation, cellular component: cytoplasmic vesicle; membrane; T-tubule.